Molecule: messenger RNA, 3844 nt
Organism: Oncorhynchus gorbuscha (pink salmon)
Lineage: Eukaryota; Metazoa; Chordata; Actinopteri; Salmoniformes; Salmonidae
Product: mothers against decapentaplegic homolog 4-like
Exons: 12
Coding region: 493-2238 (581 amino acids)
Biological process (GO): cell differentiation; regulation of transcription by RNA polymerase II; transforming growth factor beta receptor signaling pathway
Cellular component (GO): heteromeric SMAD protein complex
Molecular function (GO): DNA-binding transcription factor activity, RNA polymerase II-specific; I-SMAD binding; RNA polymerase II cis-regulatory region sequence-specific DNA binding
Source: RefSeq, a predicted model, not a curated record
AAGAGAGGAAUAAUGUCGUGAGAGAGACAAUAAAAGAGGAGAUUCACUGGAGUUGGUGGGACCAGGGGGGAGCGAGAAUGGGCGGGGUAAUCUCACCGGCGCCACUUUAAUAAAAAAAAAGCAGCCGCACAGACCUGUCAAUCAACAAGCAACCCAGACAGACAUCAGCCCCCAGUGGCUGGCUGUGAGCUGUAAGAGAGCAGCGUCAUAGUUGGCCGAGAGCCGCACCGUCUGGAAUGAAACGGGCGCAGCGAUUGGCUCGACUUUUUUGCCCUAGACAACUCACUCUCUCUCCCCCUUUUGUUAUUGCAAGCAAACUGGAGAAGAGCCGAGGGAGUAACAGGAUGAACGAAGGGAGCGAGAGAGGGCGAUAGACUGAUAACAGUCUAGACAGACAGCUCCACAGAGAGAGGGGUAAAAGGGGAAAUACAUUUGGAAUACUGCUUCAGAUCUCCCUCUACAUAUUUGUCCAGUUAUCCUGUUGAUUUGGAGAUGUCAGUGAACUCCCCCAACAGUAACGAUGCCUGCCUGAGCAUCGUGCACAGCCUCAUGUGCCACCGACAGGGCGGUGAGAACGAGGGCUUUGCCAAGCGUGCCAUAGAGAGCCUGGUGAAGAAGCUGAAGGAGAAGAAGGAUGAGCUGGACUCGCUCAUCACCGCCAUCACCACCAACGGAGUUCACCCCAGCAAGUGUGUCACCAUCCAGAGGACGCUUGAUGGACGCCUGCAGGUAGCUGGGAGGAAAGGGUUCCCCCAUGUGAUCUACGCUAGGCUCUGGCGCUGGCCAGACCUCCACAAGAAUGAACUGAAGCACGUCAAGUUCUGCCAGUUCGCAUUUGACCUCAAGUAUGACAAUGUGUGUGUCAACCCCUACCACUACGAGCGAGUGGUAUCGCCAGGCAUUGUUGGUCUCAGCAUUCAAAAUGCAGGUGAGGAGGAAAACACUAUUUUCAGCAUCAUCAAACAUCAUCAAAAUGGUCCUCCAGGUCGGCUGAUCAAAGAGGAGUACAUCCAUGACUGUUUUGAGAUGGACCUCCCCUCCAGGAUGCCCCCCCAGCCCGAGCGCUACAACCAGCCCCUUCCCCCUCUGCAGAUGCCCCCCGAGCCACCCCACGCCCCAUCCUCCGUCAACCUCUACCCCAGCAUGCCCCUCUCUCCGCCAGUGAGCAGUUCCAUGAUGGGGCCCAUGUCUGGGGGCCACGGCGAGGGCCUGCUCCAGAUCGCCUCUCCCCAGAGCCAGGGCAUGCCCCAGACGCCGCCACCCACCACUCCCACACACGGACCACCCCCCCAGCCCCCUACCCCUCACAGCCAGAUUGACUACAGCAGCAGCUCCAAACACACACAGACACAGAGCUCUUAUCACACGACCUGGACAGGCACCAGCACGGCCUCCUAUACCCCUGUAGGAGCCCAGCAGAAUGGGCGUGGCCACCAGCAACCACCACUGCACCACCCCAACCACUUCUGGUCUCAGCAACAUCACAGCGCACCCGCCUUUCCUCAGCCAGUCUCCAACCAUCCAGGUCCAGAGUUCUGGUGCUCCAUCUCCUACUUUGAGAUGGACAUCCAGGUUGGGGAGAUGUUCAAGGUCCUGGCUAACUGCCCCGUGGUGACAGUGGAUGGAUACGUGGACCCCUCGGGGGGCGACCGCUUCUGUCUGGGCCAGCUCAGCAACGUGCACCGCACCGACGCUAGCGAGAGAGCCAGGUUGCACAUUGGGAAGGGGGUGCAGUUAGAGUGUCGUGGUGAGGGGGAUGUGUGGAUGCGUUGCCUUAGCGACCAUGCAGUGUUCGUACAGAGCUACUACCUGGACCGGGAGGCGGGGCGAGCCCCGGGAGACGCAGUUCACAAGAUCUACCCUGGGGCCUACAUGAAGGUGUUUGACCUGCGUCAGUGCCACAGGCAGAUGCAGCAGCAGGCAGCCACGGCCCAGGCUGCAGCAGCAGCACAGGCUGCAGCAGUGGCAGGCAACAUCCCAGGGCCUGGCAGUGUGGGGGGAAUCGCCCCGGCAGUCAGUCUGUCGGCGGCAGCCGGGAUAGGUGUGGACGACCUGCGGCGGCUGUGUAUCCUGCGGCUCAGCUUUGUGAAGGGCUGGGGGCCCGACUACCCCCGGCAGAGCAUCAAGCACACCCCCUGCUGGGUGGAGGUCCACCUGCACCGUGCCCUGCAGCUGCUGGAUGAGGUGCUGCACACCAUGCCUCUGGCUGACCUAGGAGGACACGGACAUGUCAACUAAGCAGUGUGUGUGUGUGGGUGUGUGUGAGAGAGAGGUGGCAGUGUCUCAGUUGCUUGGUUUGGAUGAUAACUGCCCUUCAUGAACACUACAGUACGUUUUGGAUUGGAUACCUUUUUCCCCACCACCUGAAACAAAGACUGUAGGCUUUAAUAGAAACUUCUAUCGAACUUCUAUUGAAAAGGUAUUUUCAUGCUUUUAUAUAUUUUCCUUGAAUCGCCUGAUUUUCCUGAAGCAGUUUAGACUGCAAAAUGUACUUGCUCAACAGACAAUCUUUUCACAGAGACUGGAACUUGCACUAAAGGCAUCAAUUUUUUCUAGUAGUGGUAGAGACUGUAAGGGAUGGACUGUGUCACAACAAUGGAAACUGGCCUCGUACCUCCAAUGACCUGGUAACCUGCCUGGAUAAAACACUUUGGGAAUUGUUCAGAAAGUCAGAAUGAUAGCACAUGUGCUGCAGUGGAUUCUCACUUAAGCAGUGUUGGAAUUAUGCCUUGAUUACAGGGCAGCAGACUCAGACAGGUAUAUUGCAUUUGGAGAAUGCUGCUGUCCUUUAACUGCCUUCAUUAGGGUCUGUUUGUUCUUCAGGGAGAAAUUGAAAUAAUAGUCACCACAAUCUCCAUCAACCUUUUCUCUUAUCAGUCUUUUUCAUCAACCUGCAUCAUGUGACUCAGUUAUAUUUAUACUGGACAAAAAUAUAAAUGCAACAUGUAAAGUGUUGGUCUCGUGUUUCAUGAGCUGAAUUAAAAGAUCCCAGAAAUGUUCCAUAAGCACAAAAAGUUAAUUUUUCCCAAAUGUUGUGAACACAUUUGUUUACAUUCUUGUUAAUGGGCAUUUUAGCCUUUGUCAAGAUAAUCCAACCACCUAAGGUGUGGCAUAUCAAGAAGCUGAUUGAACAGCAUAAUCAUUACACAGGUGCACCUUGUGCUGGGGACAAUGAAAGGACACUCUAAAAAGUGCAGUUUUUCCACACAACACAAUGCCACAGAUGUCUCAGGUUUUGAGGGAGCAUACAAAUGUAAUGAUAACUGCAGGAAUGUCCACCAAAGCUGUUGCCAGAGAAUUCAAUGUUAAUAUCUCUACCAUAAACUUAAAUUUGGCUAUAAAUUCAUUCUGAUUGUCUGGGUCUGGCUCCCAAGUGGGUGGGCCUAUGUCCUCCCAGACCCACCCAUGGCUGCGCCUCUGCCCAGCCAUGUGAAAUCCAUAGAUUAGGGUCUAAUGAUUUUAUUUCAAUUGACUGAUUUCCUUAUAUGAACUGUAGCUCAGCAAAACCUUUUACAUUGUUGCAUGUUGCAUUUAUAUUUGUGUUCAGUAUAGUUACCAAAAACAAGAAAUGGAAUAUCAAGAAUCUCAUUGAUUAUAUUUAUUGAUGGAAAUUUCUACAUAGGAUUUGUAACGUUUUGUUCAUUCAGAUAAACAGACCAAAGUUGUCAGAACGAUUUUUCACUGCUAUUUUAUGGCCAAAAAACCUUUGCUGAAUGUGCUUAUUUUCGUUUUGUGUCCUGCCUUUGUUCAACCAAAGCAUGUAUUUGUGUUGAUGUAUGCCAAAAUAUGCCUUUAACUAAAGUACCGCUAGGCCUAAUUAAAGACAAGGUCAUGAAUUAAUUAA